AAUCUGCUUCUAUUUCAAAACAAUGGGUGUUGUCCAUAGGCUGUUAGGUGGUAUUAUUUACGGACAAGCAAGCUAGAAUGUUAAGUUUACGAGGAGCACCUGAAGGCAUCAUAACACAAGCGACUAGCUAGCUAGUUGAACCAUAGCAGCUAAUAUGGGCUAGCCAGCGCAAUGAUGAUGCACUGCCAGUGCAGCUGGGACUAAGUGGAACAGAGUUUUAAAAUUGUACUGCCGAAUUAAGCAAGGGAGUCAAUCGAUAAAAGCAGAUGGAGGAGUUUGACAGCAGUGCACUGGGCAGGGUAACGGUGUACUCCAUCCAGGGCUGUCCACACUGUGUGCAGGCCAAAGCCACCCUGGGACGUUUGGGAGUACCGGUAUGUGAUGUGGAUGUGGGAAGGCAUCCAGAGCUCAGAGCCAGAGUGAAGGAGUUGACAGGACGCAGCUCGGUCCCUCAGAUCUUCUUUAACAACAUUCAUGUUGGGGGCAACGAUGAUCUACAGAAAUUGGCUCCUGAGGAGCUUCAGAGGUUGGUGAAUGUGGUCAAGAGAGAGCCUCUUCCAGCAGAUGCUCCACCACUACCAGACAAAAAUCUAGCAGAGGACACAUCUGGGGAGACUGAUGGAGAGUUUAUGUGUGAGAGGGAUGAGUUGGCGGACGUGGUAGAAGACCUGAAACAUGGCACUGUGAUUGGCAGUCAUUGGAGGGGCCUUACUUUGUACAAAAAGAGCUUCCCAGGUGAUCAACUGGUUGACUGGCUGCAGAAAGAGAAAGGCAUGGCCAGUGCUGAGGCCUGUAAUACUGCCCAAGCAUUGUUGCAGAAGAAGUACAUGGUCAGUGUGCGUGGCUGUGGGCAGCAGGAUGGCAGUUUUGGAAAAGGGAAAGACACACUGUACAGGCUGUUGGAGGAUGACCCUCAUUCAGCCCUCAACGCAGGACAGACGGCAGCCUGCAGUCCCAUCCAGGCUGCUGAGCUCUCUUUGCUUGUACGGGAGUUGGUUUUGAAAUUGUUCUCCGAGCAUCUCUCUGCUGAUGGCAAGUCUGUGGACUACAAGGGCAUGUCAGUCAACCCUGCCUUUGAGCGUUACUGUGAGCUAGCCAUUCAGCUGCAGAGGGUGGAGCUGCUUUCGCUCAGUCGGGAGGAGAAGCUGGCCUUCUUCAUCAACAUCUACAACGCCUUGGUCAUCCAUGGGUACCUACGCCUGGGGGCCCCCUCCAACAUGUGGCAAAGAUACAGAUUCUUCAACUAUGUGAGCUACCUAAUUGGAGGAGAAGUGUUUACAUUACAGGACAUUGAGAAUGGUGUUCUGAGAGGGAACAGAAAAGGUGUCGCACAGCUUCUAAGGCCCUUCUCCAAAACAGACCCGCGACUACAGGUGGCCCUUCCCGAUGCUGAGCCCCUCAUUCACUUUGCCUUGAACUGUGGCGCAAAGGGCUGCCCACCAAUCAAAACAUACACUCCACAGGACAUUGACAGCCAGCUCCGCACAGCAGCUGAGGCCUUCCUGGAGAAUGACGACGCCUGUAUGGUGGAUUCUGGGAAAAGAGAAGUGCGACUCAGUCAGAUAUUCAAGUGGUACAAAGCUGACUUUGGAGGAACUGAUGAAAAGCUGCUGAAGUGGGUGGUGGAGCACAUGGGAGACUCUCCAAAGAAGACCAGCCUGCAGGGUGUCCUUUCUGCUGGGAAGACCAAAGUCAGCUUCCUCCCUUACGACUGGAGCACCAACAGCACCCGCUGAGCACGCACACACCAACACAUUCACGUCCAGCUAUGUGCUAUGUCUCUUUGCAGCUGUCAGCUUUCUACUAAGCUGCGUCCACUUAAAGACCAGGAGGUUGGUGAUGACGUGCUUGCCAAAUGCAAUACCACUGGUCCUCAUCAUGCAAAUGUUUUUUUAAUGCAAAAACAAACCGUAAAUCCAAGUGGUGAUAGUGGUGCAUUUGCACCGACGGUACCAUCAAGUCAUCCUUCUCUUGUCGGCCAAUCCUAGCUUGAAGUUCUUACUGUAAGCUCCGCUCGGAUAACUUCUGUUUGGAAGUCGUAACUAUUAUAUAUUUGAGUUGUACAUUCACAUUAUAUUGGUUUGAACUAACAACAAAGAGCCUAUUAAAGAAAUCAAGCUGCACAUGGAAACUUUUUACUGCAGCAGCAUAAUUAAUAGGAUGAGAUUUACAUUAAGCGUGUUAUUUACUUGCGUUAUUAAUAUCCAUUGUAAAAAUGUCAAAGCCUGAAAAUGGACAGACAUCCCCCAAAUUAUCUUCAGUAAAUGAACGCGGAGAAAACUUACCAUAAUCGUACUGUAUGAUAAUAAUAAUAUUUGUCAAUAUGGCUUCCAUACUCUCCAGCCCUUGUAUUUACACUUGUCAGCAACUCAGGAGUCAUAGAUUAUCACAAUCUUCUCGGUUCAGUACAACACUCGUUGUCGGGCUGUUUACGUGGAGCGUCUACUCCGAGCAGAUGGAGAUGAUACAGACACACUGCCUUGACAAGCCAUAUCCAAACCCACUCAUUAAGCUGAUCCAUCAUGUAACCUGCAGAUGUAGACAAGCAGACCUUGUUUUCUACAGGGUACGAGAGUAAUUGACGCUAAUGGAACAUUAGUAUAUCAUCCUAUGCUGUGGACAUUAAAUACUAAAAUAUAAACAAUACUUUGCUUGUGGCUGUAAAACACGGGCUGUUAAUGAGCUUUUUUUAAUAGACAUGUGUAAUUUAUUUCCUUUCCUAAACAUCUAUGACCCAGGUGUCAAGCUCUUUUUUUAUUGGACGAACAAAAUCUGGUUGUGUGACUGAGGGGGCUGGAUCCUCUGGACUCCUCAUAUUUGUUGGAUCCAGUCUGAAUAAGAAAAGGUUUUACUUGUUGAGAGCGCACUGACAGAUGCAGCCGUCAGACUUUUGCAUGUCUAAUCAGGUUUCAUUUCUAACCCGUAGUGGUGUCGUGUUUCUCCCUUCCUUCUUGUCGAGCUACAUGGUUGUUCAGCUAUCUUUAUGAUCCAGGUCUUCCAUUUUAAAUCAGAAAAGUGCUACUAGUGUAUUUUUGGCACAGUCAUUUGGUAAAAGAGUAAUAUUUUGAAUUGUAGAAAUAUGUAUCAAAUCUUCACCCCUUUGGGAUGCACUCUGACACUUUGCAUGUUUAUCACCAAGUUUGAAUGCUGUUGAGACAUAUUUAUACUUUUUCCCAAAGAAAUUGUUGACUGUUGGUCAGUAGGAGAGCACCGGGCUGGGCUUCUUCCUCCAGCUAUUUCCCGGUAGUCUGCAGAGACUUCAUUACCCAAAUCCGCAGUCAUGAAAACAAUUAAAUGUAGCAGUUUAGGUCUCGAUUAGAGUUUGCAGGUUUUUGGUGUGUUGAGUUUCUGCCUACAAAACUGUGCAGGAUGCUUUUCAUUUAUUUUUCCAACCCUCAAAUAUAAUUUUAUUAGUUUCCACUUUACCUGACCUUAAACGUUUGUAAGACUUCAUUUAAAAAUAAAUCUUCCAGUGUGAUGGACACACAUCGAGUGCAUAUAAUAACUCUUUAUGACUAUUAAGGAUUAUGUGUGGCUUAGUAAAACUAUUUAAGGGCCUUUCUCUGUUUCCAUAAUUUAAGGAUUUUCUUGUCUCAGGUCAAAGGAAAAUGUGUGCGAGUAGAAACCAUAUUAAGUUGUUUGAUGUCAUCGAUGCAUGUUGUGUUUAACAAUUUCAACUCGGUUUGCACAGUCCGUAUUCCUUUGCCAAGACAUUGUGUCAUGCACAUUAGUAUAACUUUGUCCUUAAGCGAUAAGCAGCACCAAAGCAUAUGGUUGAACUAGCAUGUUAAAACUGGAAUGCAUUUGCUGCAUGAGAUACUGGAAAACUGUCCAAUCUGGAAUGCUGGCCUCUAGGAAGGCUGCCUCUCUCACUGCUUUGUAAACCUGUAAACUCAGCCAUAGGAACCCUAAUGUUGGAAUACAGGAUGUGCAAUAGGUUUAAAACAGCACCUCGUCUUAUUAGACUGUGUUUUAUCGCUCUAUACAUUUAUUCAGUGACAAGUGCCCCCUUGGCUUUACUGCUCAACUCCAUUAUUGAGUAACUGAGAAAGAAAAGGGGAAGACAUUUUAUGGGCUAGACAGAGAAAAAGGUUUUAUUUACAUAUACUAUUGAUCCCUGUACUUAUUCAGAAUUACCUCAUGUAUCAGGAAAACGUGAUGCAAAAAGUUUUUUAAAUAAGCAAUUCUCUUUAUUUUCCUCUUUCCUGGGGUUAACAAGAAAGCAAUAUGUGUAUGAAUGGUAAAUAUGCAAUGUUGAACUAAAAAAUAAAAUGUUUGAGUUUGUC
Molecule: messenger RNA, 4286 nt
Organism: Etheostoma cragini (Arkansas darter)
Lineage: Eukaryota; Metazoa; Chordata; Actinopteri; Perciformes; Percidae
Exons: 12
Coding region: 267-1736 (489 amino acids)
Biological process (GO): intracellular signal transduction; cell redox homeostasis
Molecular function (GO): electron transfer activity
Source: RefSeq, a predicted model, not a curated record